AUGAAGUUCUCUUCUCGAUCUGUCAUUGUAGCUGUUGCUUCCAUCGGAUAUGUUGCGGCUAGUACUGUUCCGAUAAAGUUAACUCGAAAUGGAUCAAUAGGUGACGCUAUCUGCGGCUCUAGCGUUCCACAGAUGAGUGCGCUCUUGCGUCUUGGCGAUCCUAAGGCACAGUUUAUUCGACCAAGUCUUGCUUCUAUCACCAGCACAUUUAGGACUUGCAAAGUGACUGUCUCUACAACUGAUGAUUCCGACAUUUCACUUUCUUGGGGACGUCUCUUGCGCGGUCCUGAUCGUCAAAGUGGAUACCAGUGGUAUCUCCAACAAUGUGGACCAACCCCUGGAAGUAUUCUGACUGCUGGAGGAAGUCAAACAUCACCCAGUUUUGUUCUUACUUUUGCUAGUGUGACGGUACAAUGA
Messenger RNA from Melampsora larici-populina 98AG31, 417 nucleotides. RefSeq lists its product as uncharacterized. The transcript has 4 exons. The coding region runs from base 1 to 417 and encodes 138 amino acids. The record is from RefSeq and is a predicted model, not a curated record. NCBI's taxonomy places the organism in Eukaryota, Fungi, Basidiomycota, Pucciniomycetes, Pucciniales, Melampsoraceae.